AUGCCUAAAACUAACAAUACACGAAGUAAAAAUUCCCAAGCAAAAGAUACUUUACCAAAAAGAAUAUCUUUAACUCUUGCUCAAAAAUAUGAAAUAUGUCUUAGAAAAGUUACUGAGCCUUCUAUAAAAAAUAAAGAACUAGCAGUAAUAUAUAAUGUUAGUGAAGAAUCACCCGAAGCUCAAGGUAAAAGACAGAUCAAGGUAAAUUUUCCAGAAAUUGAAGAAGCUCUUACAUUAUGGGUAUUAAAGGCUUUAGAACAUGGUGUUGAUAUCA
This is a messenger RNA of Funneliformis mosseae, 274 nucleotides long. NCBI's taxonomy places the organism in Eukaryota, Fungi, Glomeromycota, Glomeromycetes, Glomerales, Glomeraceae. The record is from the annotation of a GenBank genome assembly.